Molecule: messenger RNA, 252 nt
Organism: Castor canadensis (American beaver)
Lineage: Eukaryota; Metazoa; Chordata; Mammalia; Rodentia; Castoridae
Source: RefSeq, a predicted model, not a curated record
UCCAGCUCAAAGGAAUCAACCAUGGAUUUCAAGCAUGUGAAAGAAUAUUUUGCCUGGCUCUACUAUCAAUACCAAAUCAUUAGCUGCUGUGCUGUAAUGGAGCCCUGGGAGCAAUCUAUGCUCAACACCAUCUUAUUAACCAUUUUUGCUAUGGUGGUGUACACUGCCUAUGUCUUCAUCCCUAUCCACAUUCGCCUGGCUUGGGAGUUUUUCUCAAAACUAUGUGGAUAUCACAGUACAACUUCUAGUUGA